ACGUCUCCCUCUAUUCUUACCUCCAUGGUGUUUACGUUGAUACUGUGAUGAAGGGUAUUCUGACUCUUCGUCCUGUUGUUAGACACAUAGUCAUAUUGGUAACAGACAGGUAACAAGCGAGUUUACGCAGGCUAGCUUUGAAACUGGGCAGAAAGUAUGUCUGAUUCUGAAGAUGAUCUAACUGAGAAACAAUUACGAAUUAUAGUACUAGGGGAACCCGCUACAGGGAAGACUUCUUUAGUUUCUCGCUACUGCUAUGAUCAUUUCUCGCGACAGUAUUGUCCGACAUCUGGAGUAGACUUUUUCCUAAAGAAAGCAUCACUUGGUAGCUUAAAAGAUAUUUCAUUACAAAUCUGGGACAUAGGUGGUCGUGUGUUAUCAGGCAACUUGCUUGAUAAAUAUGUACUUGGAGCUAAUAUUGUUUAUGCAGUAUAUGAUGUCACUAGUAUGCCUAGUUUUGAGGGAUUAUAUUCUUGGCUUGAGGCAGUAAGAAGAAUAUGUGCUGCUCAGCAACAUCAGCCCCUCAUUUGUAUACUAGGAAAUAAAUGUGACUUAGAGCAUCAAAGAUGUGUUCGUCUUGAUCGACACAACAUGUUUGUUCAGGAAAAUAAUGUGUCAUCGUAUCUUGUCUCGGCAAGAACAGGAGAAAUGGUGGCUUUAUGCUUCCAGAAGAUGGUAGCUCAUGUGUUGGGCAUCCAAUUAUCUCGAGCUGAGCAAGAAGAGCAACAACCUGUUAUGAGAGCAGAAAUUGUGGCUGCUCCACCUGUUAUUCCAGAGAACUCUUCAACCAUUACACGCACCUCUUCAGUUUGUGUUAUCCAGUGAAUGUCACAUUGUUGCUUUGUAUCACCCUUUUGUAAUUUUUAAAUCUCUCCAACAGAUCUGAAGAAAGCUAAUAAUUGUUCACAAACACUGUUCUGAGAAAUUACAGAACAGUACAGCUGUUGUUAUCUUGAAGGGACUAUAAACUGGAAAACAAAUAUAAUAAGAUGAAAAAUUAAAUGAACACUAAUAGGAAACUACAUACAGAAUGGCUACUGUAUAAAUAGUGCUUAACAUUUUAAUCUUUUAAUUUAUAUACUAUAAAACAAUAAAACAUAGAAAAAUCAUUAUUUUCAAUCAA
Schistocerca serialis cubense is the source of this 1123-nucleotide messenger RNA. RefSeq names its product ras-related protein Rab-28-like. The transcript is spliced from 5 exons. Bases 157 to 825 code for a protein of 222 amino acids. NCBI's taxonomy places the organism in Eukaryota, Metazoa, Arthropoda, Insecta, Orthoptera, Acrididae. Gene Ontology annotation, molecular function: GTP binding; GTPase activity. Gene Ontology annotation, cellular component: Golgi apparatus; endosome. The record is from RefSeq and is a predicted model, not a curated record.